AUGCAUUCUCUUGAAGCGUACCUCGAAGCCUUUGCCACCUUACCUCCCUCCAAAUAUUGGAACCAUGCCACCUUACCUCCUCCAAAUAUUGCCACCAUGCCACAAUGCCUUGGCAAUUUCAGUGCCAUGGCUAAGAAGGAGGGUUCUAUUGGUACCAUUUUUUGCGUGUACAGUUACAUGCAUGUUGAGAAUGUCGAUUUUGAGGCCACCUACAUGGCAAAUGGGUCAAUCACUUGGAAAGGAAGAUUGGCUGAUUUUGGGAAGAAUUUGGGACUCUUAAAAGUCAUUGAUCUUUCAAGUAACAACUUAUCAGGAAGAAUCUCUACGCAAAUGACUAGUCUAUUUGGUCUGGUUGCUUUGAACUUGUCUAGAAAUCAUUUGACAGGAACAAUCCCUACGACUGAGGGUGACACGUCACAGCGACAAGCUCUUGAUUUUUCAAGAAACAAGCUCUCCGGUAAAAUCCCUUCAACCCUUGUAAAUCUCAACUUUCUUCAGUUCUUGGACUUGUCCAAGUCCAACAAUAACUUGUUCGGAAAAGUCCCGUCUAGCACCCAACUUGAGAGUUUCAAUGCUUUUUCAAACGACCCCAUGCUCUGUGGACCUCUGCUCGGGGAUAAGUGCCAAGGAGAUGAACCACCUUAA
Messenger RNA from Thlaspi arvense, 645 nucleotides. NCBI's taxonomy places the organism in Eukaryota, Viridiplantae, Streptophyta, Magnoliopsida, Brassicales, Brassicaceae. The record is from the annotation of a GenBank genome assembly.